GCUGCCGCUGCCGCCGGCAUCUCGGGGGCUGCAGGCUGCGGGGCGGACGCGGCGCCGAGCGAUCCGCCGCCGGAGCGCGCGAGGCCGAGCGCGCGCCCCUCGGGCCCCACCGCCGCCGCCGCCGCCGGGAAGGCCGCCGCCCUGCAAGUUGUGAGCGCGCCUCUGCGCCCGGGGAAACUUUCCCCCGCGGCCGCCCCAGGGAGUUGGCGCGGGGGCCGGGCCACUGCGGCUGCCAGAGCAAAUCCUGAGACUGCCCAGAAGGUGCUGGAGCUUUGUCCCCCUGGAAGGAGCAGACUCCAGUUGAAAGAAAGAGGGGGACCUCGCCUGAGCAGCCCCGAGCUUGUAGCGGACAGAGCGGAAGCAACCUGAGUCCUCCCAUGUGACUUUCCAGAAGCGUCAGCACGAGCUCCUCGUCAGACUCCCUGACACGGGCUACCCAGGAGACUCUGGCCCAAUAAAAGCCAUCGACAGGAGACCCCGGGACCAGGAGAUCUAUCCACGGACACUUAAGAGAACUGCCCAGGGGAGCACCAUGGAAGGCGACUGUCUGAGCUGCAUGAAGUACCUGAUGUUUGUUUUCAAUUUCUUCAUAUUUCUCGGGGGGGCCUGCCUGCUGGGCCUGGGCAUCUGGGUCCUGGUGGACCCCACAGGCUUCCGGGAGAUCGUGGCCGCCAACCCGCUGCUCGUCACGGGCGCCUACAUCCUGCUGGCCAUGGGCGCGCUCCUCUUCCUGCUCGGCUUCGUGGGCUGCUGCGGGGCCGUCCGCGAGAACAAGUGUCUGCUGCUGUUCUUCUUCCUCUUCAUCCUCAUCAUCUUCUUGGCGGAGCUGUCGGCUGCCAUCCUGGCCUUCAUCUUCAGGGAGAACCUCACCCGCGAGUUCUUCACCAAGGAGCUCACCAGGCACUACCAGGGCAACAACGACACGGACGCCUUCUCCGCCACCUGGAACUCGGUCAUGAUCACCUUCGGCUGCUGUGGGGUGAACGGCCCCGAGGACUUCCGGUUCGCGCCUGUUUUCCGCCUCCUGACCCUGGACAGUGCCGAGGUGCCGGAGGCCUGCUGCCGGCGAGAGCCCCAGACGCGGGCCGGGGCGGUGCUGAGCAGGGAGGAGUGUCUGCAGGGCAGGGACCUGUUCCUCAACAAGCAGGGCUGCUACACCGUCAUCCUCAACGCCUUUGAGACCUACGUCUACCUGGCCGGGGCCCUGGCCAUCGGGGUGCUGGCCAUCGAGCUUCUCGCCAUGAUCUUCGCCAUGUGCCUCUUCCGGGGCAUCCAGUAGGAGGGGCGUGGCCUGGAGACGCCCCACGCCCCCCCCCCACUCGGCACCCCUGCCCUCCCCGCACCGGGCGCCGAGCAGCCGCCGGGGGCCAGCGGGGAAUAGCUAUUUUUGUACAGAACAUAGUGAGGUCAAACAGACGGACUGAGGUUCCCCUCUCCUGCCUGGACUCCGGGCUGGGUCACCCUGCGGGGUGAGCCCCGCCCACCAACCCCGGAUACUGGACAGAGACCCCAGGAGCAGCCCCGGGCCCGCGCCGCCUCGGGGAACAGGAGGGUCCGGGCCACCAGGAGGCAAAAGGCAACGGGCAGAGAAAAUCAGCGGGGCGGACGCCCCUGGAUGCGCAGUCCUGGCUCUCUGGACAACCGCGGCGCCCCGCCAGUGAGUGUGGACACUGGACCCCUCCCCCAUCGCCGGGAACCAGGCCCCCAGGAGGCGCGGGGAGGGUCAGCAUCUCACGCACCGGCCACACCGCCCUCGCGUGGACAGGAACCAGGUCAUGGCCAGCGACUGUCCAGGACCGCCUGGCUGGGUGCUCCGUCUUGGGCCGGCCGCGGCAGCCUCCUCUCCCCAGGAGGAGGGCGGGCGGGCCUGGAAUCCCUCUUUCCUCUUCAGAAGGAAGUUCCACACUGUGCCCCCGGGCCUUCACACGCACCUCCCGCAUUGCUGAGCCCCAGGGACAUUCAGAUGGACACACCACACUCACUUCCCCACUGCCCUCUCCCCCACCACCACAACAACCCUGCUCUUACUAACCCCCGGGCGCCCCAGGAUCACUGGUUGGCCCUCCUCUGCCAAGUCCCUGCCAAGGCUCCUCCAUGCUCUUCUUGCAUACCCCCAGGAACGGGGAGCUCACUACCUCCCGGGGCCGCCUCUGCCUUUGACCUGCUCUGGCUCCAUCCAGCAUCCGCAUCCGUGAAACACGAAAGAAAGGGGGUGUUCUGCCGUCCUGGGCCCUUUCUGCGGGACACCCCGCCGUAAUCUCUCUAGAAUGUUCCCUCCAGACGGAGCAGGCUGAGGUUUCCCCGCAGAGGUCCUCAUGGCCGCAGCGUCACCGGCAAAGUCGGUCCCUGCAUACCGACCUCAAGUUCCGGAGCAGUUUUGGCCACUGGAGGCCAGGCGGAGAGAGCAGUGCUGCGGCAGGGCUCAGCGGGAGAGGGCAGUGUGGGGCUGGCAUCUCGGUUAGUGGUACCUGCCACGGGCACGGGCAUCCUGGGGACCGCCCAGGUGCCCAGGAGGAGCCCGUUUCAUCCCACAGGUUCUGUGCCUGCACCUGGCUUCAGCAGAGAUGUGGCCUAGACCCCAGGAUCCCCC
This is a messenger RNA of Sorex araneus (European shrew), 2590 nucleotides long. RefSeq names its product tetraspanin 18 (gene TSPAN18). Lineage: Eukaryota; Metazoa; Chordata; Mammalia; Eulipotyphla; Soricidae. Gene Ontology annotation, cellular component: membrane. The transcript has 11 exons. The coding region runs from base 533 to 1279 and encodes 248 amino acids. The record is from RefSeq and is a predicted model, not a curated record.